This is a messenger RNA of Meloidogyne enterolobii, 861 nucleotides long. NCBI's taxonomy places the organism in Eukaryota, Metazoa, Nematoda, Chromadorea, Rhabditida, Meloidogynidae. The record is from the annotation of a GenBank genome assembly.
AUGCUUCAAAAACACCAAAAUAAUUUAUAUUUAUUACUUUUUCUCCUCCUAUUUUCUUUCUUAUUUAUUUUAAAUAAUUUAUUUUUUAAUUCAAAUAUAAUUUCCGAAAAUAAUUCUGAUUUAAAUAUUGAAAAUAAAGGAAGAAUUUUUGUUUUAAAAAAUAAAAAAGAAAUUGAAAUUUUGAAAGAAUUACAAAUUAAUUAUUUGAAAAGGAAUAUUAGAAAAAGACGAGCAAUUAGCAAUACAAAUUUUGGAGUUAAAUAUUAUUAUGUUAGCAGAAACAAAAAUGGAAAUAAAAACAAUUAUUAUUAUUAUUUUAAUAAUGAAGCAAAGAAAAAACAAAAAUUCAAAAAAUAUUCAUUAUUAUCAAUAAUUACAGCAAAAAAUACAAAUAAAUGUCCAAGUAAAUUAGAUGCUGUUACUGAAGGCUAUAAUAAACGUUUAUAUUUAUUUUCUGGUGAAAUUGUUUAUGAAGUAUUUCGAGAUAUUUAUGGACUUCAACAAAGGCAAGCUUAUUUAAUUAGAGAAUUAUUUCCAAAUGGCCCAAGACAAGUUACUGCCGUCUUGAGUAAUCAGAAAAAUGGAAUUACUUUACUAAUUGCUUGGAGAAGUGUUUAUCGUUAUAGAUGGAAUAACAAGAAUAAACGAUUUUAUAUGGCAAAGAAUAGUCCACGAGAAUUACCUUUUAAUAUUACUUUUGUUCCUCGUAUAGGAUUUCAAUGGAAUAGAGGACAUUUAAUUUUAGCUAAUUUAUACGAUUUGCAUAAACACAAAAUUGGAAUAGAAAUGCCAAUAAAUUUGUCAAAAUUUAUAGCUUGUCUGCUUUCUCCAAAUUCAACAAUUGGAAAUUUUGGAUUAUAG